UGCAGCACACUGAAGAACAACAGCCAUGGCUCUGCGAUACCAACUGGCUGUGGGCCUCAACAAGGGCCGCAAGGUGACCGCGAACGUGGGCAAGCCGAGGCACAGCCGCUGCUGCGGGCGCCUCAGCAAAUACACCACGUUCAUGCGGGACGUGAUCUGGGAGGUGUGCGGCUUCACCCCUUAUGAGCAACAGGCCAUGGAGCUGCUCAAGGUCUCCAAGGACACAUGGGCCCUCGAGUUCAUCAAGUAAAGGGUGGGCACACAUGUCUGCACCAAGAGGAAGAGAGAGGAGCUGAGCAAUAUCCUGGUUGCCAGGAGGAAAGGGGCAGCCAAGAAGGACCAAGCCCUUCCCCUCUGUGCACAAUAAAUUA
Molecule: messenger RNA, 371 nt
Organism: Cervus elaphus (red deer)
Lineage: Eukaryota; Metazoa; Chordata; Mammalia; Artiodactyla; Cervidae
Product: 60S ribosomal protein L36-like
Exons: 1
Coding region: 26-250 (74 amino acids)
Biological process (GO): cytoplasmic translation
Cellular component (GO): ribosome; cytosolic large ribosomal subunit
Molecular function (GO): structural constituent of ribosome
Source: RefSeq, a predicted model, not a curated record